AUGGGGAAAGGCGCCUCGCCUUCUUUCUCCUCUCUCUCUCCUCUUCACUCUUCCGGCGGCAAGGCUUCUUCUCCUUCUCGAUCCUUCUCUCUCUGCUUGCCUUUUUGUUCGUCCCUGCCGUGGCGCCCUCUUGCCUCUCUCUGCGUCUCCAAACAGCGUUGCUUUCCGGUUUCUCGAGUUUAUCUGCCUUCGUGUUCACCCCUGGCCCCUCGUUUGUCCCCGUCGUAUUCACCUUCGUUAUCUCACUCUCUCUCCUCUUCUCUUUCUGUCUCUUCGUCCUUUUCCCUUUCCUUGGCGUCUCAUUUGAAUCCAGCGCGGGCCUCGCCCUCUCCAAGGCUUAGCUUUUCUCAGCCGCAUCUGCUUGUCUUUUCUCGUCGCCGCCAGCGCUGUCUCCGUCACCCAGCUCCCUGUCUCCACCCCACACGUACACUCAGCGCCUCCCUCGCAGCCGCUGCCUCGGACCAAUCUCCGCGUUCUCAGCCCGCAAAUAAUGCCCAUAGGAACGAUUUAAGUCGAGUCUUUUGCGACUCCGCACGAGACGGAGAAGCAGAUCUGCGCGAGAAGACCGAGGCCGGCACUGCACACCGCCACGGAGGCGAACCCCCGGUAGAUGUCGAGUCAGAGGGCGACUCUUGCCUGAUUGCCAAGUCGAGACACAGCCCGCGCUCCUUGACAGGACCCAUUCGCGAUGAGGCGGCUAGACGGGAGACUUCGCGGGGCGCAGGAGGUCGGGAAAAUGAAACACGUGCGCGAACCGCCCGCGGUGUGGAACCGAAGCGGAGAGGAUCGAGCAGGCAUGGGGACGCGCUGAAAGAGGAUUGCACUGUCUCUCCGCUUCCGGACCCUUCGGAAAAGGAGGAAUAUCACAAGCUCGUGGAAACGCUGAGAGCCUGCGAUCGCGCGUACCACGUCGGAGCGCACUCGCCCCUUCCAGAUGCGGUGUAUGACCAGUUGAAAGCCAGACUUUUGCACCUGGAGGAGGUACACCCUUCCCUUGUGACGCCGGAAAGCCCGUCGUCCUACGUCGGCGCGGGACCGUUCGCCUCGGUUACAUCUCCUCGCGGUCGAGCUUCUGCAUGCAAUACUUCUCCCGCUUCUUUUCCGACUUCCUCUUCUCUGUCUCCGACUUCCUCCGCUCCUUCCCCGCGUUCCUCUUCUGUUUCUCCGUCUUCGUCGCCUCUUUCUUUUCCUUCUUCGCCUUUGGCUCCACAUGCGCAUCCCUCGUCCUCGCCACGGAGCGCGCCGUCGCGGGUUCGCGAGAGAAACGGGAAGGUAGAGCGAGGCGAAACGCGGAGCGAAGAAGUCAUUCCGACGUGCAAAGACGCCGAGCCGAGAAUCAUUUUCGGCGCUCGAGGGAGAAAGCGGAUCUACCACCUUGCUCCGAUGCUGUCGCUGACUGUCGUCAAAGAAGGCGACUGCGACAAGCAUCUCGUGCACGCGGUUGCACAAACUUGCAAACCUCUUGGGCUUCGCUGGCCUCUUCGAGAGGAGACGAAGGGAAAAAAGAAGAAAGAGACCGAAAGGCGCACGGCCUGCCCUACUGGAGCUGCGAACCCUGCAGCGACAUCUUCCUUUGGCCCAGUCUCUCGUCGCGCCGCAUGCCCCUCCACGGCGGCCUUCCCCGAGUCGUCCCCGGCACCUUGUGCUCCUGUCUCUGUUUCGUCGCCGUCGCGUCCCGCGUCGGAUUCCCCUUCCACAGGCGCCCCCGUCACACCCCAGCUGGCUUUGCCCCUCGCAUUUCUCGCCGAGCCAAAGAUCGACGGGAUUUCCUGUGCGCUUCGCUUCAAGGGUCGGCUGCUCGACUCGGCCCCUCCGUCACCGUCUCGCUCCACUCCGGUCUCUGACGCGAAUGUUGUCGAUGUCACCGCCUCUUCUUCUGGAUCCCUAUUUCCUUUUCCAGGCUCGCUCGGAUCCCCGACACGCCACACGACGGCCGCUGCGUGUGCGUCGCCCUCGCAUUCUCCCUCGGCUCCCCGCCCGCCUUUGCAAGGGAGCGGAGCAUCGCCCCUCCCUCGCGACGCCUCUCACUCCUCUUCGUCCUGUGGGUUUCCCUCUUCUGCAUCUCUCGCUUCAUUUGCCGGUUCUCGUCCCGCGCGCUUCUCCUCGCGGGUUCUUUGGGAACUUGUCGACGCAUCGCCGAGGGGGAACGGCAGCUGGGGCGAAGAUAUUUCUCACAGCGUCCGCGUGAUGCACCAAGCAGGCCGCCUGCCGGUCGCCUUCUCCACGAGACUCCUCACCUCCCAGCCUCUUGCGCCGGGUGCCCUCGCCAACCAGUUUCUGGAGAUUCGGGGCGAGUUAUUUUUGCCCCGCUCCAACUUCCAAGACUACGUGGAGCGCCGCCGAAAGGAAGGCAAAAAUACCCCCCUUCAUGAAAGGCACGCGGCAAGGGGAAUUGCGGAUACGGGUGAGCACGCCGACCUUCUUUGCUUCGCAGCCUACGGCCUCGUCGAAUCGGCAGAAGUCGCGAGUGACACAACAGAAAUCGAUUCCGAACGCUCUCCGGACAAAGCAAGCUCGCCUGUGCUGGUGGCGCCCCAUGACAGCCGUCCGCCUCCGGGUGUACGUACAGCAGGAGCCGACGCGCUGGCGGCGGCCCCAUUUCGCGAUCCGGUUCUCUCGCUCGAAGUUAAAGACGCGGAUUCGGCACAGCGCGCUGCAGACUCAGAUUCCCGACUUGCCCGCAAGCAUCAGCACUCUGAGGAAUCCAUAGGAGACCGUCAGCGACACGGCGGCGAAGAAACGAAACACGAACGCAGAGUUGUCCAUACACUGGCCACACAAGAUGAUUUGCUUUUCUUCCUCGAGCGUCUGGGAUUUUCCACGUUUCGAGAUAAGACCCGAGUCUGCACGACUGUCGAGGAAAUGCACUCCGCAUUCGCUUUCUUUCACACGCACGUCACAGCGGAAACGGUAAACGGAGAUCAAAACGAGAACGCCCGCCCCCAGGUCGGACAUGCAGAAACCGCAGACGCAACGCAUUCGCUUCCGUCAGCAAAAGCGUGUGCCCAUGGAGAGCCGCAGUCUUGUUCCUCCUCAGCUCCCCCUCUCGCUUUUCCCUCGUCUUCUUUGUCCUCUCUGACCUCGCUCGCGUCUGCUUCCUCUGCGCGUUCGUCUUCGCCGUCAUCUGGAACGUCGUUUUCUGGAGGGGCUUUUCCUGUGUCCUCGUCAACUUCGUUUCCCCCCCUUUCGGAUGUUCCUGCUGACGGCGUCGUGUUCAAAGUGCUGUCGCUGCCUGCGCAACUGCUUCUUGGGAACCGCGCGACUGGGCCGCGGUGGGCGUUCGCGCGGAAAUUCCCGCAGCCGUUUGCGCUCUCGAGGAUCCGCGAUUUUGCCUUCUCUGUCGGGCAGUUCGGCUACGUCCACGUCGUCGCCGCUCUGGAGCCCGUGCGCCUCGGGAACCUCACAAUUUCCCGAGCCUCCGUCGGCACGAUCGAGACACUGGCGCGCCGUGGACUCGCCGUCGGCGACGAGGUGUAUGUACACCUCAGCGGCCACACGACGCCGUUGAUUGUCGGGAUUCAGGAGGCCCUCGGGGUGUCUGCGGAGACUGGCUCGAACGGUGCCGAGAGGAAACGAAGCAAAGACAGGAACGAAGCGUCGGCAACGCCUCGCUCCGGCGUCGAUGCCUCGUUUCCGGCUAACUGUGGAGGGGGAAAGUUCGAAGUAACACCUGCCGCACAGAGGCGAGCUGGAGGCGCGGCUGUAGCGGACAGAAGUGAAGGUCGAUUGCGAGGGAGAAGCCUUCUGGCUGGCGAAGAUUCUCGCCUUCUGGCUGGCGAAGAUUCUCGCCUUCUGGCUGGCGAAGAUUCUCGCCUUCUGGCUGGCGAAGAUUCUCGCCUUCUGGCUGGCGAAGAUUCUCGCCUUCUGGCUGGCGAAGAUUCUCGCCUUCUGGCUGGUGUGUCUGCGCAGCAGACACAGUGUGUGGACAGUCGGCAGACUCCUUGCGGCGUUUUCGCAACACAGCCUGGGCCUUUUGCCGCUUCUCUGGCGGCGAACGCUCCUCUGGCUCCUGAAGCUCCAGGCGCGGACGAUCGGACAGGCUCGAAGCUACCAGCUGCGCCUGAGCCUUCCAACGUUUCCUGUCCCUCCUGUGGAAGCGCACUCGUCUUCGUCCCCGCCCCGCAGCCCCAAGGCAAGGCCCGCGAAUCAGACUCGAUUCAGCUUACCCCCUCUUCGUCUUCUUCUCCGUUGCGCUGCUCGUCUCCCCCUCCGCCGUUUCCUUCUCCUUCUCCCUCUCGGACAUCUGCGUCAACUUCUGUUUUUGACGCGGGCCGGUUUCGCUGCGCUCGCGGCCGAGCCUGUCCAGGCCAGGUGUCGCGGCUUCUGCUUCGUCUCCUCGACCGCGCAUGCUUGAACGUUCGCGCGCCUCCGACGACGUUCUUUUUUCACCUGCAUGCGAGCGGCCUUCUUCUGAGACCCUCCGAUUUCCUUCGUCUCUGCUUUCUGUACCACGAGAAGCGCCAUCUGAUUUUCGCCUCAACGCCUGCCGAGACACCCAAAGCCGGAAACAGACUGCGACGCGACACCAGGAAGAACGACCCGGGACUUGGCAAGUCGCCGACUGACGCCUGUCCAGCGGAUGGGCCCUUUCCCACGCAUGCACGUCAAGGAGAAGCCUCCGCGUCUUCUUCCCGCUCCCCUGCUGAUUUUCGAGCCUCUCCGCAGGGUUGUCUGUUUCGAGAGCACGCGGAGGGAGAACACGCACCGGCGCCGCGAACUCGCACACGCAGAGCAAAAGCGGGAGAGGACCAAAUCGAAAAGCUGCCGUCGCUCUUCGAUGUUUGCAGGCCGCAAAGCGACAGCAAUCGCCCUCCCCCCGUCUUCCUCAGGGGGUCCGAGCUCGACGACCCGCGAAUCAUUCCGAAAGUCCUCGGCCUCACCUCGCCGUCUGCAGGUCGAUCUCCGUCACCCAACGCUCGUCUGCCGCCCUCGGCCUUGCUCGCGGCGCCGCGGCUUAUACUCGGAGAAAAGUUGGGCAAGGGCGACAGCGCUGGCGCAGAGUGUCUCGGCGAGGGAAAGACAAGGCGCGGAUGUCGCUCGGGCAUUCCUCUCCUUCGGGGGUGGGAGAGUUUGGUGAAGAGAGUCGUGGACAGGUGCGAAGAGGGCGUGCCUCUUCACACGCUCAUUUUUGCUCUCUCGGUCGAGCGUCUCGGCCUCCGUGCCUCGAAGCAAGUCGCCCAGGCCUGUGGCGAGACGGUCGAGGGCCUACUUCACUUCCUGAGAUGGCUGCGAGACGCUCUAGAGAAGGGCGAAAACGACGGAGAAGAAGACGGAAGCGGAGAAAGAAAACAAGGGCCAAGAGAGGGAACAGGUGACCGCGAAGCGAGCGAGGGUCGAGGCGAAGCAGAAAGACAACAUAUCAGGAAGGAAGGUCACACACUUCGGGGAAUGGAUGACGGAGUGCCGCGGGGCUUUUCGGCCCCUGUGGCGUCUUCGCUGAAGUCUGGUGAAGCUUCUUUCCCGCCUUCGGGUUCCUCGUUUUCUUCGUCUUUGCCGGCGUCUGCGUGUUCGCUUGCAACGCUUCUCCAUUCCGAUCCCCAGUCGUCCUUCUCCCCAUCGGCCUUCCUGAGGAGCCUCCCAGAGACUCCUGAAGAAAUGAAAGUCGCCUUCCUGUCUCUUCCAGAGACGCUUCGUUCUCGCCUCUCCUUCGUGUUCGCGGAUGAUGAGAACGUGCGCGAACUUCUGCUCCUUGCUGCCUACUGCCGGGGGAAUUGCAAGCAGCCUUUGCCGCACCCUCUCGCCCCGGGUGUCUCCGCUGUCUCCCUCAGGGCCGCCCUCUGCUCUCCCGCGUCUCCUGCGAGUCAGGCUAAGUUUCCAACUGCCCCGUCUCCUGCAUUUUCAAAUGCGUCCGUCUCCUCGCUGUCGCCGCGGGAGACCAGUCACUUACCCCCCCCUGCGAGAGACAGGAACGCUGCCCCGAUUGGGGAGAGCGAGCGAAUCUGCUGA
Molecule: messenger RNA, 5946 nt
Organism: Neospora caninum
Lineage: Eukaryota; Apicomplexa; Conoidasida; Eucoccidiorida; Sarcocystidae
Product: putative NAD-dependent DNA ligase OB-fold domain containing protein
Exons: 5
Coding region: 1-5946 (1981 amino acids)
Biological process (GO): DNA replication; DNA repair
Molecular function (GO): DNA ligase (NAD+) activity
Source: RefSeq, a predicted model, not a curated record